This is a messenger RNA of Miscanthus lutarioriparius, 645 nucleotides long. Lineage: Eukaryota; Viridiplantae; Streptophyta; Magnoliopsida; Poales; Poaceae. The record is from the annotation of a GenBank genome assembly.
AUGCGGCAGCUGACCGUCGGCGACGUGGUGGCCGGUCCGCUGCGGAGCUUCGGCGGCGUGGAGAAGGUCGGCAACGUCGUGCACACGCUCCGCGCCACGGGGCACCACGCGUUCCCCGUCGUGGACGAGCCGCCCUUCUCGCCGGGGCCGCCGGUGCUCUACGGCCUGGUGCUGCGCGCGCACCUGCUGGUCCUGCUCAAGAAGAGGGAGUUCCUGGCGGCGCCGGAGCGGUGCCACAAGGAGUACGUGGCCGGGAGGUUCCAGGCGGAGGACUUCGACAAGCGCGGGUCCGGGAAGCAGGACACCAUCGCCGACGUGGUGCUGUCGCCGGAGGAGAUGGAGAUGUACGUCGACCUGCACCCCUUCACCAACACGUCGCCGUACACGGUGGUUGAGACCAUGUCACUGGCCAAGGCACUAGUGCUCUUCCGGGAGGUCGGCCUGCGCCAUCUCCUCGUCGUGCCCAAGGCCUGCGACAGGUCGCCGGUGGUCGGCAUCUUGACGAGGCAUGACUUCAUUCCGGAGCACAUCCUGGGGCUGCACCCUGUGCUUCUGAAGAGCAGGUGGAAGAGGCUCCGGUGGCAGAGGGGCGCCGUAGCCAAGUACUUCCGCUCGCUCGUCGAGUGGGUCGCCAACAGCGGCUGA